CUUUGGAGCUCCGACCGACGACCUUCCCAAUGGCGGCAGCCGCGACGACCGACGCGCACAUGCUGCUUCCAUCCAUGGACGAACUGAACCCGUAUGGAUUGAGUUGGGAUGCACCCUUGGAAAGCGAACUCCACGAAGACAACAACAGCGACCAAGGAACGACGACGUGGCAUCCCGUUCCAAACCUCAUCCAUUCCAAAGAAAGCGUUCGGUUACGCGAAGCCAUGUCCGCCAUCCUGCAGGAUGUGCAUGUGGGGACAUCGCUCGAAGAUUUGGAAUUGCGUGCCACAGCACCGGAAUAUCGUCUUGAAGAGGGAGACUGGGCGACUCAUGAUGUAUUUGACAACUCGACAAACCCGGCGGCAGAUCUCCAGGAUUCCUUGAGCGGAGCGCUCAUGACCGUAAUCAAGACCGUCGCGCGCCUUCCUACCGAUUUGCUGCAGGAAGAUCCAUCGCACAAUAACGACACCUCCACCACCGGGCCUACCGACACCGUCGCCGUAAGCGGUUGGUUGAAGAAGCGCGGAGUCGGCAACGUCGCCCUGAAAAGUCGAUUCAUGCAACUCGAGGGCAACGUGAUCGCGUACUACGGCAAAGAACCCCACCCGAAGCUGACGAAAGCGGAACGCGCCAAGUUGCAAAAAGGCGUCGUCGAACUUGACAAACUCACGUCGUUGCAACCAUCGGGCGAGAAGGACCUGUGGUGGGCGCUCGAGCUAGUCACGACGAACCGCAUCUGGGUCCUCCAAGCUGACUCGGAAGCCGAGUACAUGAAGUGGGUCACUGCGCUGUGCCACACCGUGCCCUUCCCAGUAAUUAACCAGCAGUUCCGCCGCAUGCUGUGCUUGCAAGAGGUCCGGGCGACAGCCAAAACCGACGUUCGCCUCAACCUCCAGCGCACGUUCACAGUGCAAGAGACUAUCGACCACAUUUUCUCGUGCUACGAACACGCCAUCGACGCUGUCCCCCUCAAGCCGUACUCGCCAACCGACUACGUGCUCAAACUCACCGGAUUCAAAGACUACCUCAUCGAACCGACGCGACUCAUCAUGGAUUACCAGUAUGUUCGUGAGUGCCUCUUAACCAAGAAAACGCUGCGGCUCUCGGUCGUGUCCAAGGCGUCCAUUUACGCGGCCGUGGCGCGCACGAAAUCGACGCCGUCGUUCAACGCGGCGCUGUCGUCCAUGGCGUCGUCCAAGAGCUCUCAGCGCCUGACGUCCCUGGCAGCGGUUGUGAAUACAUCAUCCCGUGGUGCCCACCCAUUGCACGACGACGACGACAACCAACAGUCGUCUGGGGACAGCGUCCGUUUGAAUGGAACGAGCCAGUCGUCGUUCGACCUGGGCAAGACUGGCGCACUUGACGAAGCGGCGCCGUCGGCCGUGUCAUCGCAAUUCAUUGCGAAAAGUUAUCAAUUGAACGAGUCGCUUCGAUUCUGCGUCCAUCGGACGCUCCAAGUGCCGGGCCACACCGCCCAAAUCAAACGCACGUCCCACGAAGUGUCGAUCGAGACCGCGCCGCUAAUGUACUUUCAAGUUGCGAUCCGUGCGCAGUUGUUUGACGGCGGCGUCGCUCUCGAAGACUGGAUCGAGACAGCUGAGACCAAGCUCCUGCCAAUGAACAAUGACACGUCGAUGCCUGUCGCGUACAUGGCAGUGUGGGACCGCCCGACGUGGUUCCGUUCCAAGCUGAAGAUCCGCGAAAUCCCACGCAGUGCCCGGCUUGUGGUGACUCUGUUUGGCGGCAAAAAGGACUCGUCGGGCGGCGGCCGCCUCAGCUUGGACGACCGCGAAUGCCUUGCCACGACUGCAAUCAAUCUCUUUGACGUGGACGGCUUACUUGUUCAAGGUGAUUCGUACGUGCAGCUGCUUUCCAACGUGUACAGGUGUGUGACUGGUCCCGUGCCUCACAUUAUCGACCCCGCCAAGCCGUACUUGCAGCUUUCGUGGAAAAACUACCCCACGGACGUGCAAUUUCAAGUCGGUGAUCAUGCAGUAGCCACGGUCGACGAAGCGGAAGAACCCGACGAUGACAUUGUCGAGGAGGAAGGCGCGGCGACGACGUCCAGCGGGAGCAACAACGGCAGCCUUGUCAAUAUUGCGAUCGAUAAGAAAGGAUGGCUCAAGAAGCUUGGCCAGCAAGGCACAAUGAGCAAGUGGCGCGACCGAUGGUUCAGCUUGAACCAGGCGACAGCGACACUCACGUAUGCUGACACGCCGCAGUCGUCGUCGACAAAGUCCAUUCAACUCGUUGGCGCGACCGUCCUCAUUGCGGACCAACUCAACGAAGUGUACACGACCUACGCCGUCAACAAAAACACCCGCCGUCAGCAGCAGACGUGGGGAUUCAAGCUCAAGCCAGCCAACAAGUCGCGCGUGUACUUGAUGAGCGCCCAGACCAAGCAAGAGCGCGAGGAAUGGAUGGCUGCGAUCCGCGCGAUCGCAUACGAGGCCAACUCGAUUGACGGCGACUGCGACAGUAGCACAACUCGCGGCAGCUUGCUCCUGAGCAGCACAGUUCUGUCCGCAACGACGUCGUCCGUGUCCGAGGCCGACCCGUUCAUGUCCCUGCGCGCGAAUGACAACGAGAGCCUCUUAGAAGAGAUCAAGCUCCUGAUGCAGCAAGACCCGCUCGUCAAACUCAACAAGCUUCAGAAGCACGUGCUAUGGACCCACCGCCACUUGUUUAUCGAGCAGUUUGAAGCCCUGCCUCGCAUCCUCUCGUGCGUGAAUUGGGUCGACCCUAUCGAAUCCAAGGAAGCACUACAUUUGUUGCGGCAGUGGGAGCCUAGCACGCAUCCCGCUGGUUACCUCGUCCUGCUGGACGCGGAAUUCUCGAACGACCAAGUUCGCAAGUUUGCCGUCGAGCAGCUCAACGAGAUGGCUGACACGACCUACAGCUACUUCUUGCCGCAGCUCGUGCAAGCAAUCAAGUACGAGAACCACCACGCGUCGGCGCUGGCGCUGCAGCUCAUCGAGCGCGGCCUGCGCAACCCCAACCAAAUCGGAUUCGACUUGUUUUGGGCAUUGAAAGUCGAAAGCGAGAACGACCAGUACCGCGAACGCUACGGCACGCUCCUCAACACGUUCUUGGACGUGUCCUCGUCCAAGAUGCGCGAUAUCUUGCACCUCCAAGCGUCGCUCUUUAGCUCGACCGGCAAGCUCGAGGCGAUCUGCCAGUACGUGAAGCAACUCAAGGCGAAUCGUAAAGUCCUCGACGAUAUCAAGGUGGACAUGCGCAAGAAACUCGACGAGCUCAACGAGACGCUUCCGUCGUCGUUCCAGCUUCCCAUCGAUCCCCGCGUCGAAGUCGGAAAGCUCAUCGUGAGCAAGUGCAAAGUCAUGGGGUCUGCCAAGCUCCCGUUGUGGCUCGUGUUUGAGAACGCCGAAGUCGGCGGCGACCCCAUCGUCGUCAUCUUCAAAUCUGGCGACGACGUUCGCCAGGACAGUUUGACACUGCAGCUGAUCCGUGUCAUGGACGAGCUGUGGCGCGCCGAGGGGAUGGACCUUGCGAUGGAGCCGUACAAAUGCGUCGCAACGGGCCCCAUGACCGGGAUUUUGCAAGUUGUGCUGAAUGCGGUGACCACGGCCGAUAUCCACAAGCGCGUCGGCAACUGGGGCGCGUUCGACGACACGAGCUUUUCCAACUGGAUCCAAGCCAACAACCAAGACAAGAAGAGUCUCAAGAAUGCAGUCGAUCUCUUUCACCGGUCCUGCGCAGGCUACUGCGUCGCCACGUGUGUGCUCGGCAUUGGCGACCGCCACAAUGAUAACAUCAUGAUGACGCACAGCGGACGGUACUUUCACAUUGAUUUCGGGCACUUUUUGGGUCAUGUCAAGUACCAGUUUGGAAUCAAGCGCGAGAAGACUCCGUUUGUGUUUACCCCCGAGAUGGCCCACGUGCUGGGCGGCCGCGACUCGCCAUCAUUCGCCGCGUUCGUCGACACAUGCACCCGCGCAUUCAAUAUCCUCCGCAAGCAUGUGCAUUUGAUGGUCACGCUCUUCUUACUCAUGAUCCCUGCCGACAUGCCCGAGCUGCGCAGUCGGGACGACAUCAACCAUCUCGUCGAAGUGUGUCUCACUGGCCUGUCCAACGACGAUGCGGCCAAGGCGUUCGAAGCUGCAAUCGACUUUUGCCUUGGCAACCGAUUCAAACGUUUGGACAACUACAUUCACAUCAUUGCCCACAAGUAUUUGUAGUCACGCAGCCAAAGCAUCUGAUCGACUUCCCUCUGUGAAUACUACAUGGAUUUGUGUUGUACACAA
Aphanomyces invadans is the source of this 4265-nucleotide messenger RNA. RefSeq lists its product as hypothetical. The transcript has 4 exons. Gene Ontology annotation, biological process: cell migration; phosphatidylinositol-mediated signaling; phosphatidylinositol-3-phosphate biosynthetic process. Bases 30 to 4199 code for a protein of 1389 amino acids. The record is from RefSeq and is a predicted model, not a curated record. Lineage: Eukaryota; Oomycota; Saprolegniomycetes; Saprolegniales; Verrucalvaceae. Gene Ontology annotation, molecular function: 1-phosphatidylinositol-3-kinase activity; 1-phosphatidylinositol-4-phosphate 3-kinase activity. Gene Ontology annotation, cellular component: plasma membrane; phosphatidylinositol 3-kinase complex; cytoplasm.